AUGAAUGCCCAAAACUCCAUGUCUAUGGACUACGGCAGUCAUGUCGCCCAAAGACAAGCUACGGACGCUGACUAUUACCGCAAGGCCAUCCGCCGGAAGCUGGAGAAUGACCUCUCCAAGAAGAAGGGCAUCACGAGCCGAGCACGACACUCACGUAAAGCCCCUCCGGGUACUGUCCUCGCCCUGAAGCCGAGUCCCGCCCUGCAAAUAAAGCCUGCUACGACGGUGGCCGAGGCUGCUCAGCUUAUGGCCGCCAAGAGAGAAGACUGCGUACUGGUUACGGAUGAAGAUGACAGGAUCGCCGGUAUCUUCACCGCCAAAGAUCUGGCCUUCCGUGUUGUCGGCGCUGGCCUGAAGUCCAACAAUGUCACCAUUGCCGAGAUCAUGACCAAGAACCCGCUAUGCGCCAGGACCGACACCAGCGCGACUGAUGCAUUAGAUCUCAUGGUGCGGAAGGGUUUCCGACAUCUACCCGUCAUGGACGAGAACCAGGAUAUUUCGGGUAUUCUCGAUAUUACAAAGUGCUUCUACGAUGCCAUGGAGAAGUUGGAACGCGCGUAUGCGUCCUCAACGAAGCUCUACGCUGCUUUGGAGGGUGUGCAGUCCGAGCUCGGCGCGAGCCAACCUCAACAGAUCAUCCAGUACGUCGAGGCCCUUCGCUCCAAGAUGUCGGGCCCAACUCUGGAAUCUGUCCUGAACGGCAUGCCGCCAACGACCGUCAGCGUCAGAACCUCGGUAAAAGAGGCAGCCAUGCUGAUGAAGGAGAACCACACCACUGCUGUACUGGUUCAGGACCAAGGGCAGAUUACUGGUAUCUUUACGAGCAAGGAUGUUGUUCUGCGAGUCAUCGCUCCAGGCUUGGAUCCCUCAACCUGCAGUGUCGUACGUGUAAUGACACCCCACCCCGACUUUGCGCCGAUGGACAUGAGCAUCCAGGCCGCUCUCCGAAAGAUGCAUGAUGGUCACUACCUCAAUCUGCCGGUAAUGAACGGCGAGGGUGAAAUUGUUGGCAUGGUUGACGUUCUCAAACUCACCUACGCGACCCUGGAGCAAGUCAACACCAUGAGCUCGGGCGACAGUGAAGGCCCAGCUUGGAACAAGUUCUGGCUUUCGCUCGACAAUGAGACCGAAUCCAUGAUGUCCGGUGAAGGUAGCCACCAUCACGGCACCAUGGCAUCCCGCUCGAUGAUGUCCCCCGAUGUCAACAGAGAGCGCAUCAAUGACUCGGUUGCCCCAGGCGAUAGUGCUUCUCACAUGGGUAUCGACUCCCCUCCACAGUCGGUCGUGGCUGAGCAACCCCCUGCGGAUAUACCAUUCGCAUUCAAGUUCAAGGCACCCAGUGGCCGAGUGCACCGCCUGCAGGUCGUUGCCAGCCAGGGAAUCGCGCAGUUUGUCGCGACUGUAGCAUCCAAGCUUGGGAACGAAUUAGAGGCAGCCGGUGGUGCACCUACUGUAGAAGACGGCAAGCUCAGCUACAGUGGAUUCGCCAUGAGCUACCUGGACGACGAAGGCGACACCGUCAGUAUCACCACGGAUCAGGAUCUGCUGGAGGCCAUCCUUCUGGCGCGUCAGAACCACCAAGAGAAGGUUGACCUCUUUGUGCACGACCCGGAGAAGCCCCCCGUGGCAGUGGCUGCGCCGCAACCUGAUCUACCAGUCCACACACACACACCGCCAGCAAGCUCUGCUCCCUCGGAUGUUCGCCGAAGACGGGCUGCUGUGGAUGACGAAGAGGCAGACGAGAGCGAGGAGGAGGACUUCUCGACGGUUAGGCGCCGGAAGAAGAGCAGCGCCUCGAAGACGGAAGCCGAGCAAGUCAUUGCGGGUGUGCCUAACGAGUUGUUGCUUCCCGGUGCCAUCUGCGCGUUGGCUGUUGUUAUUGUGGGAGUCUUCGCGAUCGGUAGGGCGUCAUCGAGUCGAUGA
Anthostomella pinea is the source of this 1923-nucleotide messenger RNA. The record is from the annotation of a GenBank genome assembly. NCBI's taxonomy places the organism in Eukaryota, Fungi, Ascomycota, Sordariomycetes, Xylariales, Xylariaceae.